This is a messenger RNA of Pelobates cultripes (western spadefoot toad), 318 nucleotides long. NCBI's taxonomy places the organism in Eukaryota, Metazoa, Chordata, Amphibia, Anura, Pelobatidae. The record is from the annotation of a GenBank genome assembly.
AUAGCGCUGAACGGGCUGUUGAGAUAAGGAAAACCAUAGUGAAUUACUUUGCGGACAACAAGCCCCAAGACACAACCGUAGCCGCGACGUGGCUGGCCCAUAAGGCUGUGAUACGAGGAGCACUGAUUAGGGCUGGAGCGACACUAAAACGCAAACUAGAGGAAACCAGCAGAGCAAAGCUUAGGGACCUGAGACUUGCGGAGGACCUCCACAAAUCCUCACCCUCUGACGUGACAAGACAGGCUGUUAAUAAGAUUAGAGCUGACUUAGAAGUUCACCAACUCCAGCGAGUAGAGAGGGCUCUCCGCAAACUCAAAA